This is a messenger RNA of Bufo bufo (common toad), 2509 nucleotides long. RefSeq names its product glutamate rich 3 (gene ERICH3). Lineage: Eukaryota; Metazoa; Chordata; Amphibia; Anura; Bufonidae. The coding region runs from base 54 to 2354 and encodes 766 amino acids. Gene Ontology annotation, molecular function: protein binding. The transcript has 15 exons. The record is from RefSeq and is a predicted model, not a curated record.
CUCCUCUCGGUCACCCCCCUGCACCUGCAUGCUCUGCGCCACCACCUGCAAUCAUGAGUCACCCAGAUAUAGGGCCGCUGUCGGGUUAUAACAGUCUGACAGACAAACAUCUAACAGGAUAUUUUAACAAUACCAGGAUUCGGAGACAGCUGCAGAAGGCAGGGCUGAUCACAAGAAGCGGGAGAAUACUGACCGAAAAGGAAUACAGAAUCAAUGCCAUGAGACGCGACCAUCAGAAAUACAUCAGAGAAUGUCUGGCCCAGGCUAUAUUUCACAAGGUCCUUGACAUGGAGCGACGUCACCAAAUUGACAUUAAGAGAAAACUGGAAACAUUCGCCAGAAAAGAACGAGUGCAAAGAUUUAAGGUGGAUCAUUCCAAGAGGACUGAAGAAGACUCGUUUCCAGCCUUCUCCCCUUGCCCACCUACAGGACCUAAAAGUGGCUCCAACAGGCGCCUGGGGAAUCAUGAACGGUCCGACUCCUCUGAAUCUUCUUCAUCCCUUCGUCCAAACACCGCACCGGGUAAUAUGCAGCGUCCAGUUCGUCUACAACCAUUGCCGAAAUACUCAUCUUCUGGUAAUGUACCAAAAAUGUCUACAGCUCCCCGACAGAAGCACACUGCUGAUGAUGAAGAGCAACGAUUUGCCAGCACGACGGACAAUGAGGUCAGGAGAAUCACGCACACAGCAGACUACUCCGUGGGAAUAUCACCUUAUCGGCUUCCUAUCAUUAACAAUUUUGUAAUCCCUGUUCCACCUCCUCCCCAGAGGCACCCUAAGCAGACAAUGGGCACGGCCUCCAGAAGGAGGAAAUUUCGCCCCACCACUGCCCCAAAUGAGCUUGACGUCUCUGUAAAGGACACUGGGAAAUUUCAUAAAACGUCCUUGCACAGCAACGUGAAGAUUACCAUGGUUUACCUGGGGAAAACCGUGCAUUUAUCAUACGAAGAUAGCGACUACAGAGACGAAAUAAAGGUUUUCCAGCAGCACUGUGGGGGUGAGAACCUCUGCGUUUUUAAAGGAGGACUCCUGGAAGAAGAACGCUUCAGUUUGGUCUCUAGACGUCACCGCGGUUUUCCAUUCAGCCUCACGUUUUACAUUAAUGGGAUCCAGGUGGACCGGCUGAGCUCUUGCUGUGAAUAUAAACAUCGCAAAGGAGCGCGGCUUGGGGGCAAAAAUGGAUAUUUUCAAUUCAUCAAUAUUGAGGGGGCUUCUCCUUGUUACAGGUGCAUCAUUUCAAUGGGUCUGGAUAAAAAGCCAUCUCCUCCACCAAAGAGUAGGACAACAGAAAAAGACAAGAAGGACAGAGAGGAGGAGGAGGAGGAAGAGAAGGGUGAUGAAGAGGAGGUCAUUGAGGGGAGGUUCUACAAUGAAGUUGAUGAUAAAGAAGGAAAGACGAGCUCAGUUUGUGAUGAUGAUGGUGAAGAUGACGACCAGAAGACUGAGGAUGAGUCAGAUAUGGACUAUAAUGAGGAAGGAGUGGAAGAAGAAGAGGAAGGGGAGAACAAAGCAUGCAAGACAGAUGAAUAUGAAGCUGAUGAUGACUAUGAGGAAGAUUUUGAUGUUGAGGAAUACAAACCUGAUGAGAAACAUAAUGAAGAAGGACAGGUUGAUGAUCAAGUGAAUGAAAAGUCAAAGUCACCCUCGGAUGAUGAAAAAGAUGAUUUAAACCCGGAACGGAGACGUGGCACACCAUCAAACGCGGUGCCAGAGGCUUCUGACAGGGAGAGAGAUGAAAGGGAUGGGCAUUGUGACAGCGACUACCUGGAGGAUAAACAAGGAAAACAUAGCAUAGCUGACGAGGAAAUGAACUCAGCGGCGAGAAAAAUCCAGACUCUCUAUAGAGAACAUAGAGUGCGCCAGCCGAGCCUUCAGAGGAAGAAAGAUAGGAAGCGCACAGAAUCCAUUUCAUCUAACAGUUCAGUAGGUAGUUCCUCAAGUGAAGAUGGCACAGAUGAAGAUGACAUUCAUGAAAGACACGAAGAUCAUGAGGCAGAAAGCGACCAGGAGAAGAGAUUUAAGGAAACAACUCAAGACAUGGACAACCAUGAUUUAGAAAAGAGUCUACUACCGGAAGAGCCAGACAAGGAGUUGCUGGAGAAACAGCUUGAAGAACAUGAUAUGAUUGUUGAUGAGAACGUUGAAGGUCAUGAUGAUGUAGUUAAACCACUGUCCAAUAGACCAGACGAGGACAGGAAUACAAACUGUGUGAGCCCUGAUAAUGAGCAGGUAAAUGAUGAUGGAACCUUAGGUCACAUGGAUGAGGAGGACAAGUCUGAGGCAGAAGAUGACUUAGAGAAUAAACUUACCAGUGAUGAGGAGGGUGGUGAGUAUAGGAAAGGAACUGUGGUGUGAGCCUCCUGCAUGCCACCUGUGCUGUGUUACCAGUGUGCCUAGCCAAGAAAGCAUGCACAAUGUAAUUCCUUUCGGUCUCUCAUUGGCAAUAAAUAUAAAAUAAACAUUGUAAUAUGGAAAAAGAUACAUUGUUCUUAAAGGGUUAGAAAACCCAU